This is a messenger RNA of Marchantia polymorpha subsp. ruderalis, 1872 nucleotides long. The record is from the annotation of a GenBank genome assembly. NCBI's taxonomy places the organism in Eukaryota, Viridiplantae, Streptophyta, Marchantiopsida, Marchantiales, Marchantiaceae.
GAGAGAGCGAGCGACGGAGCAAGCGCCGAGCGGCAAGAAUUCGAUACAGGCAUGGAUGGUAUGGAUGAGGGGAGGGGCUGGCGAAUAUCAGUCCUCCUGCCGAGCGAACUGAAACCAAGUCGCCCAUGGCCCCUGAGCGCAGAUUCUGUUUCAAGCAUAUCCACGAGCGGUGGUUACAGCGCAUCGCACUCGUCGCCUAUCCAUGCUCCGCUUCCUGCUCCAUGAAUGGGGAUCAUUUCACAAUGAGCUCCCUCGCCUUCGUAGUGUCUUGUAGUUGAGUCAGCGGCAGCUGCCGUUUACUGCUCGACAGUCCGCCCAGAUUGCCGGCUACCCGUACCUUGGCUCCCAAGGCAAGAACAUUAGGCACCAAGGGCACGCACAUUCAAAUAAGUAUAGAUAGAAUUCGUGUGGUUACCAAGGUAGAAAUUCACUCCUGCUGUUUCUUUCUUCGAGGCCCGCGUGCCUGAUGGACAUUCGUAGACUACUUUUGUGAAACGUUGGGCCAUGUUUUGGGCCUCUUUGUACAGAGUUUGAGAGAAGGAGAGAGAGAGACACGGAGAGGGAGAGGGAGGAAAAGAAAAAAUUUCGCCGUGGACUCAGCGAUGGCUGCUUUGAACUCUGUGAAAACUUCCCAAAUGAGCAGCGCUGUGGCUGCUGGUAUAUCGUCCGUGUGUGAGCUGCAGGCAACUUCUACGGGAUUCUCGGCAUUUCCUCUUCAGAGUUGGUCUCCUUCUCGUUGUAGGACUACAAUUCGGAAUGUGAGUACUAUGAGUUCGACCAGGAGGUCAGCAGCAGUAGGUAGGAGGAGGUGCGUGAGGCGCCAGGCCAAAUUUCAGCAAUUCACUGCUGGAGAAGGCUCUGAUCCUCAAAAGGGAGGCUUUGAUGAAUUGCCAGGUCUUGUGGAGGUCAGGGGCGAGAGUAGCGAAAGUUCCAGUGAAGACGAGAAGGAGAGGGAAGACAGAGUAUUGCCCGAAAAUCUGGAAGGGGCCGUAAUUCAAUCCAGCGAAUCUACCGCCUUGUACAUAAAUUCGGGUGGUACCAGAGCAGUAGUAGAGCUUCUGUUGCCGGAGUUUCAGAACCUUGGUGAAGAAGGUGACCAGAUUAGGAUAUGGAACUUAUCACAAAUCUUCUUGGAUGAUCUCCAAGAACGUCUUGGAACUCAGCGAUUGAAGGCAAUCUUCCCAGAUGCUGGUGUGGCCGCUAUGCUAAAGUAUCAGUGGAAGGAUGCUACCUUCAGCUUUGCCAGUUUAAACGACAGGAAACCUAUCAACGCAGACGAUGAUGUUGUGGUUUUAGUAUCACCUGAUUACCAGGGCCUGGCUGAUGUCCAGCGGAUCGCAGUGGCUCUUGUUGAUGGAGACGAUGGGCCUCCACGUCCUCUCAUCAUGUGGAACCCACGGCUCCAAAGUGGUGAGGUCGGAAUUGGUCUGAAUGUUAGGCGGAUGCGUGAGUUCUUCCUCAGCACAUUCAAUUAUGUGUACUCGAUGCGAUCACUUUCCUUUGGAUCCAUAUUCCGGCGAUAUCCAGGAAACUGGCAAGUAUUCUUUGACGAUGAGCAAGUACCUGGUCGGUACAUACUAGCGAAGGUGGAGAGAGAGCGCCCCAUACUUGAGGACGUUGAGAUGCUGUACAUGGCUAAACAACGCGGUGGCAAUGGUGAAGCCAGUGAUGAGCCACCUCCACUUCAAAGUGUUCUUGGAGUAUUUGCAUCGCUCAAUCGGUUUAUGAGGUCACUGUCUCGUUAGUUACAACGUCUGCUUCAUACUGGAAGCUUUGUACUAUCUGUAAAGUGUAAUACAAGUCGAACGCGCGAUAUUAUUGCGCUGCCGAGCUUUGAUGUGUAAAGUAAUAAAGUUUACUAGUAUGAUCAUC